Molecule: messenger RNA, 1146 nt
Organism: Eimeria mitis
Lineage: Eukaryota; Apicomplexa; Conoidasida; Eucoccidiorida; Eimeriidae
Exons: 1
Coding region: 1-1146 (381 amino acids)
Source: RefSeq, a predicted model, not a curated record
AUGAAUACACAAGGAGACUAUUAUAUACACGACACAGCAGCAAAGGCACUGAGGAGAGUUUGUAACUAUAGAGAAGCAAAUAAAAACAGCAGCAGCAGCAGCAGCAGCAGCAGCAACAGCAGCAGCAGCAGCAGCAGCAAACAGCAGCAGCAGCCGACAGCGCAACUUGUUGCUUCGCUUGUUGCGUCUGCACAGAAAAGCGCACAGGCAACAAAAGAUGCAUUGGAAAAAGCAAAGACAGCAGCAGCUGCUGCUGCAGCAGCAGCAGCAGCAGAUACACCGGCUGGAGCAGCAGCAGCAACAGCUGCUGCUACUGCUGCUGCUGCUGCACAGCAGCAGCAGCAAAAUACACCUCCACCUCCGCCCAUGCAGCCCCCGUUCAAAGGAAACUUUUCGGAUGGGCCUUCGCUGCUGCAGCAGCAGCAGCAGCAGCAGCAGCAGCAGCAGCAGCAGCAGCAGCAAACACCGCGUGGGUUCGCAGCUGCUGCCCCAGGAGGGUUCAGUUUGUCUCGUGCUGCUGCCGUGUCUCCUGCUGAUGGUCGCGAUGAGCUCAGCAAUGCUUUUUUGUCUCCUGCUGCUGCUGCUGCUGCUGCUUCGACAGCAGCAGCAGCAGCAGGAGCAGGAGCAGGAGCAGCAGGAGCAGGCACAGCAGCAGCAGCAGCAGCAGCAGCAGCAGCACCUGCGUCAUCGAGUGUUAUUGCUGAUGUUGCUAGGGUCUUUGAACGCAAUCUAGCAGCAGCAGCAGCAGCAGCAGCAGCAGCAGAAGAUACACAAACCCUUACCUCUCCCCUCGCCCCUGAUAGCCGCAGCACCGUGUCUCCCAGCAGCAGCAGCAGCAGCAGCAGCAGCAGCAGCGGUAUGGGUCCAAGCCCAUCAUUCUCUUCGUCAUCAGGAGCAGCAGCAGGAGCAGCAGCAGCAGCAGCAGCAGCAGGAGGAGGAGCAGCAGCAGCAGGAACCGAAGCAAGAAGAUAUUGUUUUAUUUGUUUACGAAUGUUUAAAACAAAAGAAGCAAUGCAUGAACACGAACUCAACUCAAAGCUACACCAUAAAAAUGUUUUACGUCUAGAAGACAUAAAAAAAAAAGAAAACUUCAUCUAUCAGCAGCAGCUGCAGCAGAUGCAGCUGCUUCGCUUACACCUCAGUUAA